AUGAAGGCUGCCAUCAUCCUCGCCGCUGCCGGCCUUGCUGCCGCUGUUCCUGCCCGUCAGUGGGCCCAGCGUGCCACUUCUGCUCUUGUCCCUCGCUCCCGGGGAAGCAAGCAGACUGUUCCCAACAUCCGGCUCGGCCGCAACGAGACCAGCAACGUCCAGUACUCGAGCAACUGGGCUGGUGCCGUGUCCAUCGGCACCGGCUACAACCAUGUCAUCGGCACCAUCACCGUUCCCGAGGUCAGCGGCGAAGACGGUGCUGCCGCCUCGGCCUGGGUCGGCAUCGACGGCGACACCUGCCAGACCGCCAUCCUCCAGACUGGUAUUUCCUUCUACGCGGACGGAACCUACGACGCCUGGUACGAGUGGAUCCCCGACUACGCCCACAGCUUUAGCAACUUUGCAGUCAGCGCAGGAGACCAGAUCCAGAUGUCUGUCGAUGCAUCGUCGACCACCAAGGGUGUCGCCACCCUGUCGAACCUGAGCACCGGCAAGAAGGUCACCCACACCUUCACGGGGACUCCUUCCACCCUCUGCGAGACCAAUGCCGAGUGGAUCGUCGAGGCCUUCCAGGAGGGCGGCAGCCAGGUCGAACUCGCCGACUUUGGCAAGGUCACCUUCACUGGAGCGUCUGCCUCGGGCCGCAGCGGGACCACAACCCCGGCCAAGAGCCAGAUUCUUGACAUCUCCCCGGACAAUGGCAGGACUGUCCUCACCAGCUGCAGCGCGGGCAGCAGCACCGUCACCUGCUCCUACGUCGGUAACUAGAUGGAUGGCUGAGCACGGCCUGAGGUUGAACACGGGCAAUAUUGACCAUGGUCAGUGAUCGGGGGGUGGAAAGAAGGGUGGCAGGUGAAACUGAUCCAGUUUUGGAUACAAAUAUUCUCUUCUUGUAGAUACGAACUUGAAGUUGGCAGAUGGCGGAGGUGUAGAUAUGAGUAUAUAC
This is a messenger RNA of Microdochium trichocladiopsis, 946 nucleotides long. Its product is annotated as peptidase A4 family protein. The record is from RefSeq and is a predicted model, not a curated record. The transcript has a single exon. The coding region runs from base 1 to 768 and encodes 255 amino acids. NCBI's taxonomy places the organism in Eukaryota, Fungi, Ascomycota, Sordariomycetes, Xylariales, Microdochiaceae. Gene Ontology annotation, biological process: proteolysis. Gene Ontology annotation, molecular function: glutamic-type endopeptidase activity.